GCUGACAGACGGUGAAAGCCUCUGCCAGAGCUGUCGGUGGAAGAAGCCCGAGUAUCCACUCGUCGGUCGGUAGCCUCCACUGGCUGAAAAUACAAGCCGAUCAUUACUGGACUUCGGACCGCUUUACGGCCCGGGAGCACCUCGCCUAGAUAGACAGAAGAAAAUAUUUAGUCUGCACCCUGACUUUUCCAGAUUGGAAGCUGGGGACAGUCGCUGUCAGCUAACUUCCACAAUAGGUCGCUGCGUCGCUGGACCGCUGCAUAUGUUUUAUUUUAGCUUAACAGUUUGACUCCAGACCCUUCCAGCCGUGCCCAAUGCUGAGGAAUGGAUAGUGUGUCUGCUAAAGGUGGGAAGAUGGUCGAGAGCGAUGAGCAGCCGGAGAGGGAUAGUAGUAGCAGCGGCGGCGGCGGCGGCAGCAGCGGCGGCGGUGGCGCAGCGAUGGCCGCACUACAUCAAUGCGAACUCAUCCAGAAUAUGAUUGAUAUCUCCAUCUCCAGUUUACAGGGGCUACGGACCAAAUGCGCCGCGUCCAACGACCUCACGCAGCAAGAAAUACGCACUUUAGAGGUGAAGCUGAUGAAGUACAUCUGUAAACAGCUGCAGUGCAAGCAGAAAGUGCCAGAGACGGAGAGGCCCGAGGCCCUGGACAGCUACCCGCACUUACGAGACUGGCUGCGCACCAUCAACCUGCGACUGGAGCUCAUCCAGGCAGUAGAGGCCAAGUUGUCCCUGGAUGCCUUACUGCAGAUGACAGGUGCUCAGGUGAGAGACACCAUGAGAAGACUAGGGUCCAGUUCAGAAGAAUGUGCCCGACUCGGUGCUGCCCUCUCCUGUCUGAAGAGUGCCACUGAAUCAGGAGGUGAGCUGAGGGAAGACAGCAGUCCCUGGAUGUCUGAGCCCACCAGGAGGGACAGCGGCUCUCUGCUGACCGCAGACCAGCUGUCCAACCUGGGCACCCCGCUGCGCCCUCACAGCCCCUCGCCUCUAGCUCGCCCGUCCACCAUCCAGUCCACCCCAUCCACGCCGAGCGCCACGUUCCCCCACCCCCGCUCGGGGUCAAUGUCGGCGGCGCCCACACCGGACGCUCUGACGUCGCACAACGACAGCCCUCUCACAGACCCGUUCCCCAUGUCCUUCGCUCGCGCCGCCCGGCUCCACGGGCACACCUCCACCCCGCCCGUAACCCCACCCUCAAAGAGGCGACACAAGCUCAAGCCUCCCUGCACCCCUCCGCCGCCGUCCCGCAAGGUGCUGCAUCUGCUCCCCAACAUCACCCUGACGCGCAGCAAAAGCCACGAGUCGCAGCUGGGGAACCGCAUCGAGGACCCUCCCGCCAACAAGUGCGCUAAGAAGAAUAAGCUGUUCCUGAAUAUGCAAGUCAACGGGAAUGGAUGUGAAGACUCGCCUUCCCGCUACCCCGUCAUGUCUGCGCGGACGCCUGGAGUCGCCCCGGCUGCCACCACAGCACCUUACACCCUCCCUGGAACGCCUACCCUGAUGGAGGAGCACACAACGAUCAAGAAUAAUGUAGCAGUGCAUCGCAAUUCUCCACAAGCAGUGAGGAGGGACAUCGGCCUAGCAGUCACACACAGGUUUUCGACCAAGUCCUGGUUGUCCCAGACGUGUCAAGUGUGCCAGAAGAACAUGAUGUUUGGGGUUAAGUGCAAACACUGUCGAUUAAAGUGCCACAACAAAUGCACAAAGGAAGCUCCAUCCUGCAGAAUCUCCUUCCUGCCAAUCGCCAAAAUUCGGAGGACCGAGUCAGUUCCUUCGGAUAUAAACAACCCUGUGGACCGGCCGCAAGAAGCACCGCAGUUUGGCACACUACCAAAGGCCAUCACGAAAAAGGAUCAUCCCCCGGUGCUGAACCAGCUGGACUCCAGCAGCAAUCCGUCCUCCACCACCUCAUCCACACCUUCCUCCCCAGCGCCCUUCCAGCAGAGCAACCCCCCCAGCGCCACCCCGCCGCCCAACCCUUCGCCCAAAGGCCACCGAGACAGCCGCUUCAACUUCCCAGCUGCCUGUUACUUUCAGCAUAGACAGCAGUUUAUCUUCCCCGAUGUUUCCAGCCCUGCAAAUUUGCACUCUGACGUCCUCCAAGACACAGUCAGUGAGAUUGAGCAGACAGCAGAUGACAUACACUCAGAGCUGGUGGAAGAUGAAGAUGAAGAGGAAGAGGAGGAGGAAAUCGAUGACGAAGAUGAAGACCCCGAAGGGGAGGAGGACAACGAGGAAGACCACGAGGAGAAUGAGGACGAUGGGGAAGACGAGGACGACAGGGAGGAGAUCAGGAUGAACGUGGGCUCGGACGGAGAGUGCGACGAGCUGGAUGAUCUGCCCAGCUCUCGGGGAAACCAGUGGAAGGGCCCCAUCUCCCGCAAGGCCAGUCAAACCAGUGUCUACCUGCAAGAGUGGGACAUCCCUUUCGAGCAGCUGGACCUCGGAGAACUCAUAGGGAAGGGUCGCUGGGGUAAGGUGCACAAGGGUCGGUGGCACGGCGAGGUGGCGAUACGACUUCUCGAGAUUGACGGGAACAACCAGGAUCACCUGAAGCUCUUUAAAAAGGAGGUGAUGAACUACAGACAGACCAGGCACGAGAACGUGGUCCUCUUCAUGGGGGCCUGCAUGGCUCCGCCCCACCUAGCCAUCAUAACCAGUUUUUGUAAAGGGAGGACACUGUAUUCAGUAGUUCGGGACACUAAAAACACUUUGGACAUCAACAAGACAAGACAAAUUGCUCAGGAGAUUGUAAAGGGAAUGGGUUAUCUGCACGCCAAAGGCAUUGUCCACAAAGACUUGAAGUCAAAGAACGUUUUUCAUGAUACCAAUAAAGUCGUGAUCACAGACUUCGGGCUGUUUGGGAUCUCCGGAGUCGUUCAGGAGGGGAGGCGUGAGAAUAAACUCAAACUUCCGCAUGGCUGGAUUUGUUAUCUCGCACCGGAGAUUGUGCGCAAGAUGAGCCCAGGUAACAAUGAGGACCGCCUCCCUUUUUCCACCGCGGCAGAUGUGUACGCCUUUGGCACAAUUUGGUAUGAGCUUCAAGCUAGGGACUGGCCAAUCACCAACCAGCAUGUGGAAGCUACCAUCUGGCAGGUGGGGAGCGGAGAGGGCAUAAAGAAGGUUUUGACGGAGAUCAGCCUGGGCAAGGAGGUCACUGAGAUCCUCUCCGCCUGCUGGGCGUAUGACUUGAGAGAGAGGCCGACCUUCACCCAGCUGGCCGACAUGCUGGAGAAGCUGCCCAAGCUCAACCGCAGGCUGUCCCACCCUGGACACUUCUGGAAGUCUGCAGAGUUGUAGCGGCCGCUCUGAAACAUACGCAAUGCAAAACAAAGCCUGGGUCUGCCUUGCAUGCUCCUGAAUCCUUAACUCUUACAGGAUUGAUCAAAGCAUUGCCUCUGCCUGAAACGGGCGCUGCUUCCACUAAUCCACAGUCUGAUCUUCCGUGUCUAACAGUUUCCAUGUUCAGAAGGAGAAGAUUGGUGGACUGAGGUGUGGCAGGGGGACGGCCACUGCGCGCCCCCCCACCACCCACCCACCCCCGCGCUUUUCCCUCCGUUCGUCAUAUAUCUCUUUGCCUUCCUUUUGUUCCUUAUUGUCAUUCGGGACUCUGAGGCUUGUGAGUAGCUGGCUUGUGGUGUCUGUGCUGAGACUGACUGGUGUGCUGCGGUGUGCGCCUGCCGACGGCUGGCCUGCCCCCCACCCCCCCCAAACCCCCCACCCCCGCUCACCUUCUCUGUGCUGCUGUGAUGUGGUUGUUCCCGAUGGGGCCUCCUGACCACAUGGCUCUUUUUCCUCUCUGAAACAUGCGCGCACACACAAACACACACCGCUGGACGUUAAACGGACCCUGCCACCAAAUGGACCACUUCAUUUAUCUGUGUUCUCCCUGAGGGUUUGACACGCAUUCGACCGGGCUUGAGUGAUGUUCUCAAACCAACUGCCUCUCCACCGCUCCUUUCCUUUAUUUAUUUAUUUUUUUUUUUAAAUAAAAAAAAAAGGGUUGUGCGACAGCAUGUGCUGAGACGUUCGCCAGCCCACGUCUAGACGCAAUAUGCACUUUGUCUACGGGGGGGGAAAAAAAUCAUUUCUUUUUCUUUUGCUGUGACUUAGUUUGGUUUUAAAUAGUCAUAUUUGCAGUGUUUUAUUCUUCUUUUAUUCUCUUCAGGAGAUUCUCAGAGGCUUCGACAGUGUGGUAUGCUUAUUGUAUGUUGUCGUUUUGGAGUAUAAUCUGGUAAAUUCACUGUUUAUGGGAUGCAUUUGAAUACAGGGCACUAGUGAAGAGUUCCAGAACUGCAGCCUGAGCGAAAAGGAAAAGGGGAAAAGUUCCACGUGAAUGAAAUACUACUGGCUAUUUCUGAUUAAAGACUUUUUAAUAAUAACAAAGUACAUCCGUUGAAGUGUAAAGUGCACCUUAUAAGAAUAGGAGUCUUUCAUGGAGUUUCAAGAAGUGCGCAAAAAAAAAAAAAAACAACAAAAAAAAAGAUAAAUCAGGAACCUGAAAAGUGUCCUCUAUCUUCCUUAAACAGUACCUCUUGUGCGCGCUUGUGUAUACCGUUUGUGGUUGCUUCAGUUGGCGUGCUGGUGUUAAUGUGUAUUGUGUGGGCGCGACUGGGUGAGCGCACUGUGUUGGAACAUGUAGGGUUGUUUUUUUUGUUUUUUGUUUUUUUUUGGUGAAAGACUGCAGUAAAUGUUGUGUUGCAAUUCCUAUGGUAUGUAAUGUACAUACAUUAUUUAAUGUACAGCAAAUGAACACGAUUCUUCUAAUAUUUGUACAAACAUUUUAUAUGUAAAGAAAUGCGUCACGACUUUUUGGAAUAGGUACUGCUAUGGCUAUUACAGAUGUGUACAUAUAUAUUUAUAUUUUUUUCAUGUAUAAAAUACUGUAUAAAGGCUGUACAUUUUUUUUUAGAACGGGCCAAUACAUGUUUUUUAUGUUACUGUAAAAAUUCAUAUUUUUGUAUUGCAUGUGACGACCAUUCUGUACACGCAGUUUUCUGUUUUCAUCCAUGGAAGACAAUAAAAUGAGGCUUGUCAUGUAA
Messenger RNA from Mugil cephalus (flathead mullet), 5039 nucleotides. It is a transcript of the gene ksr1a, whose product is annotated as kinase suppressor of ras 1a. The coding region runs from base 325 to 3297 and encodes 990 amino acids. Gene Ontology annotation, molecular function: ATP binding; protein kinase activity. The record is from RefSeq and is a predicted model, not a curated record. Gene Ontology annotation, biological process: protein phosphorylation. Lineage: Eukaryota; Metazoa; Chordata; Actinopteri; Mugiliformes; Mugilidae. The transcript has 21 exons.